Molecule: messenger RNA, 658 nt
Organism: Canis lupus familiaris (dog)
Lineage: Eukaryota; Metazoa; Chordata; Mammalia; Carnivora; Canidae
Product: interferon-induced transmembrane protein 1-like
Exons: 2
Coding region: 159-533 (124 amino acids)
Biological process (GO): response to interferon-beta; negative regulation of viral genome replication; type I interferon-mediated signaling pathway
Cellular component (GO): plasma membrane
Source: RefSeq, a predicted model, not a curated record
UAGCCCCCGCCCACGGAGCCUGCACAGCACCAGGAAACCUGAGCCUCGGGGAAGCCCAACCUACCCCCAGCCUGCCCAGCUCCCGGCCACACCAGCUCUGGGCCACACAGCCACCUGCACUCUUCUUCCCCGGGCACGCCUGUGCCUCCCCUCGAGAGAUGAUGCAGAACAAGGUGGACGUGCGGGGGGCCCCCCUGAGCACGGCUCCUGCGACGACCACGGUGAUCAACGUCCCGGUGGAGACGGUCGUGCCCGACCACGUCGUCUGGUCCCUGUUCAACACCAUCUUCCUGAACUGGUUCUGCCUGGGCUUCGUGGCCUUCGUCUACUCCGUGAAGGCCAGGGACCGGAAGAUGGUGGGCGACCUGACCGGGGCGCAGAGCUUCGCCUCCACCGCCAGGUGCCUCAACAUCUGGGCGCUGGUCCUGGGCCUCCUCCUGACCAUCAUAUCCAUUGUCCUUCUGGGCAUGGCCUAUGCCGCGGCCUACGGGGCCCUGUUACAGGCCAUGCAGGAGAGCGGCCGCUACCACUAGGAGCCCCCGCAGGACGCCCUGGGCCCCUCCUCGCCCGCCGGCUGCGCCCGAGCGCCCAGCCCUCUGCUCCGGGUGCACAGACUGGCCUGUAUGCAGCCGACUUCAAUAAAGUGCCAUGUGUGUGA